Chenopodium quinoa (quinoa) is the source of this 1749-nucleotide messenger RNA. RefSeq lists its product as uncharacterized. The record is from RefSeq and is a predicted model, not a curated record. NCBI's taxonomy places the organism in Eukaryota, Viridiplantae, Streptophyta, Magnoliopsida, Caryophyllales, Amaranthaceae. The coding region runs from base 1 to 1749 and encodes 582 amino acids. The transcript is spliced from 2 exons.
AUGAACCCAUUUGGGACACUUAGUACCCAAUAUAGCACUUGGCCGGUUCUUCUAACUAUCUACAAUUUGCCUCCUUGGUUAUGCAUGAAGUCUAGAUACAUUAUGUUGUCCCUUUUAAUAUCUGGGCCUAAACAACCUGGGAAUGACAUUGAUGUGUAUCUAGCGCCUCUCAUUGAAGAUUUGAAAUUGUUGUGGAAUGAAGGUGUCUCGAUGUAUGAUGCAUAUAGUAAAACCAAUUUCACUUUACGUGCCAUGAUUUUUUGUACAAUAAACGAUUUCCCAGCUUAUGGGAAUUUGUCAGGGUACACCGUGAAGGGAACAAAACCUUGCCCCAUUUGUGAAGAUGAUUUGGAGGCAUUGCGCCUAGACAAUUGUGGCAAGCACGUAUACAUUGAUAAUCGUAGACAUCUUCCUGAAGACCACCCUUUUCGGAAGAAUAAGAGGGGUUUCAAUGGAAAAGUGGAGAUGAGAGAAGUUCGGGGCCCUUUACGUGCAAGUGAGGUUUAUAUGCGAGUGAAAGACAUUGAAAAUGAGUUUGGUAAGCCUUACAAAAGUAAAUCAAAAGGGGGCUAUAAGAAGAAGUCCGAGCUAUGGUCUCUCCCAUACUGGAGACAUUUGGAAGUUAGACAUUGUCUAGAUGUAAUGCAUAUUGAGAAAAAUGUUUGUGAUGCCAUUGUGGGAACAUUAUUGAAUAUGCCAGGAAAGCAAAGGGUGGAGUUAAGCAAGGUCAUAAAUCCAUGUAUAUUAGAUGACUUGCAAGCAGAUAUAAUUGAGACAAUGUGUCGAUUUGAAAUGUAUUUCCCCCCAUCUUUCUUUGACGUGAUGCCCCAUUUGGUUAUUCAUCUUGUACGGGAAAUUAAACUUUUUGGACCCGUUUGUAUGAGGUACAUGUAUCCUUUUGAGCGACUAAUGGGUGAUUUAAAGGGAAAAGUCAUGAAUCCGGCCAAACCUGAAGCCAGUAUUGUCCAACGAACAACAGCUGAGGAAGUGGUAGCAUGGGUUGCUCAGUUUCUUGCAAGUGCACAAAAAAUUAGGUUGCCACAGUCUCGACAUGAUGGGAGGCUCGGAGGUGAAGGUAUUGUUGGUAGAAAAAGGUUUUCAAUGGGCUGUGAUAUGAAAAAUAAGGCUGAGCUGUUUGUUUUGCAAAGUCUUAGUGAAGUUCAUCCUUACUUGAAUGAGCACAUGAUUUUUCUUAAAAAUGAAUACCCUUCCAAAACUGAUCUUCAGCUGAUAAAGGAGCAUAAUUGUUCAUUCCUUACAUGGUUCAAGGAUCGAGUGAUGUCUCAAUUGUCCACCACACCUAAUGAUGUAUCUGACACAUUGAGAUGGUUAGCAUAUGGUUCUAAAUGUCAAGUCAUUUCGUAUGAGGGAUACGACAUCAAUGGAUAUUCUUUUUACACUAGUCGACAAGAUGACAAAACAACAAUGCAAAAUAGUGGUGUUAAAGUAAUAGGUUUGUCAUCUGAAUUUGUUAGUAAACAUGAUAAAACACUAGUGGAUAGGAAGAAAUUUUAUUAUGGAGUAAUUGAAGAAAUAAUAGAGUUAGACUAUGUUGAUUUCAAGAUGCCUCUAUUCCGAUGUAAGUGGGCUGAUAUUAGUCGUGGUGUAAAAAAAGAUGAACAAGGGAACUUGACCCUUGUAAAUUUUGGUCGACCAGGGCAUCUAGCUGAUCCAUUUAUAUUAGCAUCACAAGCAAAACAAGUGUUUUACAUGGCUGACCCAGCUAAUCGUAAAUGGUCAGUUGUUUAA